ACACACUUUCAUCUCUAGCGUUCUGGUUCCCUGCUUCCCCUGCUAUCUGCGCGUUAGCCAGACACAUAUUGACAAGCCAUCAUGGACCAGAUGAGCGGCUUCCGUGUAGCGCAACACUUCGAAAAAGGCAGGUUGUUGCUCGCAAUCAAUUCCAUUGCCGCACUCUCCAUCUUCUUCUUCGGCUAUGAUCAAGGCAUGAUGGGCGGCGUCAACAAUGCCAAAGACUACAUCCACCUCAUGAAAUUCGGCCACAUCGACCCCAUCACCAACGACCCCGUCAUCACCGACUCCCUCCUCCAAGGCGGCAUCGUCUCCGUCUACUACCUCGGCACACUCAUCGGCUGCCUCUUCGGCGGCUGGACCGGCGACAAACUCGGCCGCAUCAAAACCAUCGCGUUGGGAGCCGCAUGGGCCAUUUUCGGAGCAACACUACAAUGCAGCGCACAAAAUGCCUCAUGGAUGAUUUGCGCUCGCUUCGUCAAUGGUAUCGGCACAGGAAUUUUAAAUGCCAUUGUCCCCGUGUGGGCGACCGAGACGGCAGAGCAUACGAGUCGAGGACAAUUUAUUGCCGUGGAAUUUACGUUGAAUAUUUUUGGAGUGGUGGUGGCGUAUUGGUUGGAAUUUGGACUGUCGUUUGUUGAUGGAGGGAAUUCGCAAUUGCGAUGGAGAUUUCCCAUUGCGUUUCAGAUUCUGCCGUUGCUGGUCUUGUUGGGUUCUGUGUGGUUUUUUCCCGAGAGUCCGAGGUGGUUGGUCAAAGUGGGGAGGAAUGAGGAGGCGAGAUAUCUAUUGGGGAGGUUGCGAGGGGAAGAUGCGGUGGGUGCUGCGAAGGCGGAUGCGGAAAUGAGGGAUAUUCGGAAUAUUGUGGUGCAUGAGAGGAAGACGGCGAGUCGGAAUAGUUAUUAUAGUAUGUUGUUUGGCAUUGGGUCGGGAAAUCUUCAUACGGCGAGGAGGGUGCAGUUGGUGAUAUGGCUGCAAAUUAUGCAGGAGUGGAUCGGAAUCGCGGGCGUGACGAUUUAUGCUCCGACCAUCUUUCGAAUCGCCGGAUUCUCGAGUGAAAAGAGUCAAUGGAUCUCUGGAUUGAACAAUAUCUUCUACAUGUUCUCGACACUAAUCUGCGUCUUCACACUCGACCGGAUCGGACGGCGGUACACGCUCUACUGGGGCAGUGUGGGAAUGGGUAUUGCCAUGUUUCUUGCAGGAGGCAUGUCCAGAGGUGGAAUCGAUGCUCGAGCAGCCGGCAACGAGUCCAGUGCAUCUUCCUACGGUAUCGCAGCUGCGUCAUUUGUCUUCAUCUUCACCAGCAUUUUUGGUGCGACAUGGCUUACCGUUCCCUGGCUAUAUCCCGCUGAGAUCUUCCCCCUCGAAGUGCGAGCCAAAGGAAAUGCCUGGGGUGUAGUAGGAUGGUCCAUCGGCAACGGCUGGCUGACGCUGCUCUGUCCCGUCAUGUUCAACGCGAUCGGAGAAAAGACGCUCUACAUCUUUGGCGCUUGCAACGCCAUCACCAUACCCAUGGUGUGGGCAUUAUACCCCGAGACGAACCAGAGAACGUUAGAAGAAAUGGACCUUGUCUUUGCAGCAGACUCCCCCUGGGUAUGGGACGCCGAAGCCAAUUUCAAGCGACUGAAGGAGGAAAAUCCGGAUCUGGUGAGUGCGGUUGCAAGUCGAGGUAAUUCGGUCGUGGAUCCUGAAGUUGGUAAUAAGGCUGGAGUCGCAGAGACACACGAGUCUCGGGGUGAGACGUCAGCGAAAGGUCUUGAAUGAGCCAAGGUAGAUGGAGGUUUAGAACUUUUUUUUAAAGAAAAAAGAAAACAGAUAUUUAAAU
Messenger RNA from Sphaerulina musiva SO2202, 1822 nucleotides. Its product is annotated as general substrate transporter. NCBI's taxonomy places the organism in Eukaryota, Fungi, Ascomycota, Dothideomycetes, Mycosphaerellales, Mycosphaerellaceae. Gene Ontology annotation, biological process: transmembrane transport; carbohydrate transport. Gene Ontology annotation, cellular component: membrane. The coding region runs from base 82 to 1761 and encodes 559 amino acids. The record is from RefSeq and is a predicted model, not a curated record. The transcript has 6 exons. Gene Ontology annotation, molecular function: carbohydrate:proton symporter activity.